AUAAUGGUUGACCUCAGACCAUCAGAGAUCUACUUUACGCAACGUCAAAUAAACAAUCGAUUUAAACAAGGAACACGACACGCGGGUUACUACAUCGGACAAACUCUGGACGAUUUGUGUACGGGCAGAUGUACAGUGUCUGACAUACCCACGAUUAACGUGAUGUGGGAGCAAGGUAAAUGGUGGACGGCGGAUAACAGGAGACUGUGGGUGUUCCGGCAGUACGAGAGACUGGGCGGAUGUACAACCAUUCCCGUUAUCAGGACGUAUUGGAUCGACCCACGAAAGAAAGAUUCACCCAACGGCGGGACAAGUGUAGUUUUCAGUUAUGGUCGAUUACCUGGCGGCGUCUGGUACCGUGAAGCGGACAAGCAGUUGUCCGAACUCAAACAGACAACAAAAUCAUCAGACAGGCCGAGGCCUAUUAGGUCUACAGAGGAUGUCUGGUCCAGUUUGUCCCAUAACUCCGCAAGUGUCUUUGAGGAUCAGAUCAAAGAGCAUGCCUUUCAGUACAGGGGGUUCGGGCGAAGUUUGGAGCCCACGCAGCAGGGGCAGCUGACCACUUCUUAUCCUGUUCAAUUGGAGACGAAAUUUUCACGAUCGAACAAUACUGUAUACCUGAAACCAGACGAUUUGAAAUACACUAAAAAUCGAAUCAAACGAUCGUUGGAAGGCCCACAUGGUCGAACCUCCUUGUUGUCAUUCUGUAACAUGAUGCUGGAAGGUUUGGUGUUACCGGAGGAUGUAGCACCCGCUGAGGUGUAUGACGUGUUCGACGAUAUGUGGGUGGUCAGUGGAAACAGACGGCUGUGGGCCUUCAAAAGAGCCGCAAAUCUUGACCCAGACAUUCUCAUUCCCGCAACUCUCAGCAAGGACAAAACUGAGUUUCUGAAAAAUGUGAGAGAAAAUAACCAAGCUCACUUGUCCCUGAUGGACAUAUUGACCAUGGGUGACCAUGUGAUCGUCUCUAAUGGGGACAUUUCUCCCCAAGAGUAAUUUCAUUGCAAAAUUGGGAACGGUCCAUGCGAAUAUUUCUUCAAAAUACCUACUCUAAAUAUUAGCCAACACAGAUGUAGCUCUGUGGAUGUCAACGCAGACUUCAAUAUUUUACAUUUGUUGUAUAUUAUCGUUUUUUGGCACCAUGCACAACUUAAACAAUAUAAAUAUUAUCUUUUUUGGCAUGUUGUAGGUAUAUAUUGCUAAAAAUAUAUUAAUAGCAUAUUUAAAAAAAACCCGGCUGGAACCUAGCUUUGGGCUCUAUAUAGCCUUCACAAAGAGUAAGUUCAUGAAAGAGUUUGUACUUUCAACUACACGUGUGAUAAACAUUUCGGUGAAUAAGAUAGUGUAAGUAUCUAUAUACAUAUACAUCUUAGUUGAACAGUGCAUCAUCCGGACUGCGUGAAAAGGUUGAACACCACAACUCGCAAGUUGUAAGCGCACA
Liolophura sinensis is the source of this 1441-nucleotide messenger RNA. RefSeq lists its product as uncharacterized. The coding region runs from base 4 to 996 and encodes 330 amino acids. The record is from RefSeq and is a predicted model, not a curated record. The transcript has a single exon. Lineage: Eukaryota; Metazoa; Mollusca; Polyplacophora; Chitonida; Chitonidae.